CGCUGCCGCCGUCGCCGCCUCCGCACGCCAGCAGCUGCCCCCGCCAGCAUGCUGCGCGCCGUCUUCGCUGCCGUCCUCGUGUGCACUGCACUAGCUCCCACAGGUGGCGCGGUGAAGUGCUACCGGUGUGCCAUGGGCGACCCGCGGUGCGGCGGGCCCGGCAUGGACCUGUCCGAGGUGCCGACGGAGAACUGCACGCUGGCCGCCGUCGCCACGGGGCUCACGGAGUCCGUGGGCGAGGACCGCUUCCCCAAGAUCGAGAGCGAGGCGGGCAUCGGCUCCUUCAGCCUGCCGGAGGCCACCGCCGCCGCCAUCCCACUCGGCUGCCUCAAGCUCGAGAAGCGGAACGUGACGACGGGCGAAGUGAGCACGGCGCGGCACUGCAUCUGGCUGGGCCACGACGACGUUGAUGCGUGCGCCGCCAUCAGCGCCUCUGCCGACGUCACGUACUGCGCCAUCUGCGACUACGACCUGUGCAACGCGGCCGGCCUGCCAGCCGUGACGUCACUGCUGCAGCUGCCACUGUGGGCGCUCGCCCUGCGUUUGCUUUCGCCCUGAGACCAGGGCGCCACCCAUGCUGUGGAAACUCCCCACUGGGGCCGUCUGAGGAACUCGUACUUAAGCUAUUUAUUUGAUACAGACACGUAUACAAAUUGAACACAUAAAGUACAUUGGAACAAUAUAAAUAGAUGUAGGAUGAAAACAUUUUCAUUAUUAUUUUGCUAAAAAUAUACCGUAAGAUUGUGAACGUGCGAUCGCUGUACACGGUGAUCUGAAGAGGAGCCAGCUUGAUAGUCAGUAGGAACAAACACCGUCUUUGGAUAUCGGUUUCCGGAAGAGUGACAAGGAAAUUUCUAGGAAGGCACCGUCGGUUUCCUCGCCAAUUUUCGUUGUAUUUUGUUCCUUGGGAAGAGCUUACAACUUUUAUGUCUCUUUCUCGCCAGUUUUCAACUAGAUCGACGUUUUUGUCUACAAUUUUUCUGACUUGUCUCUUUUUUCCUUUCUCUGGGACCAAUUUAUGUAAUUUCUUUUAUCAUUCAAGUCUUAUAUUCUUUAUUUUUUCCAUUUACCUUAUGAAGACUCUCUUUCUGUUCAUGGUUUCUCCUUUACGUCAUUUACUAUCAUAUUAUCAGAUUUAACUGGCAAUAAAUUUUUUUUGUUUCUAAAAGCUUUGCAAGUUAUUAAAAUUUGUUUUUAUAAUUUUUUUCCAGAAGAGUGACAAGGAAAUUUCUAGGAAGGCAACGUCGGUUUCCUCGCCAAUUUUCGAUGUAUUUUGUUCCUUGGGAAGUGCUUACAACUUUUAUGUCUCUUUUUCGCCAGUUUUCAACUAGAUCGGCGUUUUUGUCUACGAUCUUUUUGACUGUCUCUUUUUUUCUUUGUCUGGGACCAAUUUCUAUGAUUUCUUUUAUCAUUCAAGUCUUUCUAUUCUUUAUUUUUUUCUCUAUUUACCUUAUGACGACUCUCUUUCUGUUCAUAGUAUCUCCUUUACGUCAUUUACUAUCAUAUUAUCAGAUUUAACUGACAAUUCAAUUUUUUUGUUUCUAAAAGCUUUGCAAGUUAUUAAAAUUUGUGAAACAAUCACAUGUCGUCUUUGUUAGUUCCCUUUUCAUCACUUCACACAAUCAGUCAAGUUUAAUAUGAGUUUUAUAGUAUUCUUGUAGUUGUUAUAAAAACUGAACAUGCCUAGAUACUGUUAUAGUACUAUUAAAUAUCGAAAAUUAAAAAAAAGAAAAAAGGAACAGCAAAUGAAAUGACUAUGUGCUCUUAAACGAAAUGUGUGUUCAGGUUCAAAUCACGUUAUGGAUUCUCCACAGAACACAAAAGUCACUUCUUAGGGGUGUGAUUGCUGAGCCACAGAAAAGCAAUACCGAUGCCUGGUCUUUGCAAAAAACGACAAUACCUCCCAGCAUUCUACUGCAGAAAAGUCCUAGCUCAAACCGACUAGAAAAUAUACCCACUGCUAUGUUGUACCCAUAAAUUCGCAGUUUAGCGCUUCCGUCAUAAAAAAAGUUUCUUAGACAGACCAUUUACUGUCCCAGUUUUACCCUUUCCUCUAAAUAUGUUUAGCAUGUCUCAUUGCAUUCCUCGAGAGAGAAGAAUAUGCAGCAUUGCAUUUCUCUUUAUCUGAAACAACUCGGCGCCGUAACGUAGGAGAAAAUGUAUGUGUAAGAGAUCGAUUCUGUUCUUAAUGGAAUUUGUUAACAGAUAAGAUAGUCUUCUAGUAAUCAUAGCAGUCCUUCAUUACGUGAUACUUACGGAAGCAUUCAACAACCCGAGAUUCUCUUGAUAGAGCCCAAUACAAAUGCUCACCUUCGGAUAACCGUGUUACCACGCUGACUUCAUUAUAUUCUGCCCUUCUACAUGAUGUAUAUAGCAGAGCCUUUUUUAAAAAUAAAAAACAGGUUUCAGAAACUAUUCUCUGCGUCACAAAGCUGCCUUAACUGUGUAAAUAUAAUUAAAAGCCACUGUUGUCGCUUAUCUAGUUCCAAAUACCCUUCCUUCUUAGAAGUAAUGUUCCCAUUUUCAUUUUUUUCCUCGGACCUUACAUAGUUCUCAACUACUGCGUCGUUUUCGUUUGUGGACAAUUUAAACUGGAUGUAACCAAAAGGAAUAACACUGUUUCAACAACUUGGUUGGUAUUCACGUUGUGUGUAUAUAUGUUUGCUGUAAUUAAUAUAGUGGUUUAGCUUUAUGACUGAACUCACUGUGCCUGCUACGUGCCUGAAUAAAGAGCAAAUUUUCAUGAUAUGUAAAUACCUGCCUUUAGUAGCAGAGUCCUUCGACGUAUUUUCAAGAUAUAUGGAUUUACACAAUGGAAUCAUUGUAGUGUCUGUUUACUAGCGCCUAGUGUCAGUAAACGGUGUAGAAAUUUAGUAUAUGGAUUUUGCUGCAAGUCCGCGAUGACAAUGUUUUUUAUAACAGAGAAAGGCACUUGAAAAGUAUUACAGUGCAUAAUAUUUCAUGACAAACACGGGUCUUACAUAACGGAGCUUCAGCGAAUAGGUUUAAAAUGUUUGUUCUGAAUACUAAUAUUAUACACAUAUAUAUUCAACGAAAUGCAAUACUCAAAGUGUGUAAUGCAAAAACUCGAUAGAUGACAUCGUAUUGUAACUUCCCGGCAGUGUUAAUGUACAAGAGUACCAUAUAUAACAAAAGGAAGGGUAAUUACUGUGUGUGGUAGCAGAAAACGGAUAAUCUUUUUCAUGUAACAGAAAUUUUAUGUCAUUUUACUGCAUCUGUUGUUCAUGGAUGUGACACUUAAAUUUAGCUUUUAAUUAUGUAAAAAACUGUGCUGUUUGUAUUUAUUAUACUCAAAGGGGGAUUGUAUCUGAAUAAAGUUAUUUUACCUAUCCCA
Schistocerca nitens (vagrant locust) is the source of this 3355-nucleotide messenger RNA. RefSeq lists its product as uncharacterized. The transcript is spliced from 3 exons. Gene Ontology annotation, biological process: sleep; positive regulation of voltage-gated potassium channel activity; regulation of synaptic transmission, cholinergic. Lineage: Eukaryota; Metazoa; Arthropoda; Insecta; Orthoptera; Acrididae. The record is from RefSeq and is a predicted model, not a curated record. The coding region runs from base 49 to 558 and encodes 169 amino acids.